This is a messenger RNA of Micropterus salmoides (largemouth bass), 1902 nucleotides long. RefSeq names its product zinc finger protein AEBP2-like. The transcript has 8 exons. Bases 87 to 1457 code for a protein of 456 amino acids. Gene Ontology annotation, cellular component: ESC/E(Z) complex. NCBI's taxonomy places the organism in Eukaryota, Metazoa, Chordata, Actinopteri, Centrarchiformes, Centrarchidae. The record is from RefSeq and is a predicted model, not a curated record. Gene Ontology annotation, biological process: regulation of transcription by RNA polymerase II.
GUGCAGAGUGAGUGGAGGAAGACGGGCAGCCUGGAGGCAACUUUUCAACUGGAACGGCAGAAAAAGAGCUCUCCGUGCUGUUCGACAUGCCUCAAAUAACGAGCGAAGGGGCCGACCAAGAUUCUCUGCCGACAUCGGAUCAAAACGGCACCGGUGAAACAGCAGAAACCGGCAAGGAGGUACAGGCCGUGCCGGACCCCAAACAGGAACCGGGCGACAACAACGAGAACAGAGCAGGAAUGGACGCGAACAGUGGUCGUGGUACGGCGGUGGAGCGCGGAGACAACCCGUCUCCCGGUCCCGACGCCGACAUAGAAACAGCGUUGCCGACCGAAAAAAUAGACAACGAUAAGGGGGAACCCGGCCGCAAACUCUCUGAACCGGAGAAAAGUCCCGUUCAGGGGAGUCUGGCGAGUAGCAUUGAUUCCGCGCAAGAGGGCUCCCGGGUGCUGAAACAAGAACAAAGAGAGGGGGAGAACGUGUCCUCCUCACUGCACAAAGACCGCACAAAGACCGCGGUGAAAGCCGAGCACGGCACCAAGAGACGGGCCAGCGUGGAAGUGACCUCGUCGGACGGAGAGCCGCUCAGCCGGAUGGAUUCAGAAGACAGUAUUGGCAGCACCCUGAUGGACAUGGAGAGCACGGCGUCCAGCGGUCGCUCCACCCCGGCCAUGCUCAACGGUCACGGUGGCGGUGUGGCGGCGGGGAGCGGCUCGGCGCCAGCAGGGGGCAAGUCUCUGAGCUACACGUGCUGCUGGGAUCACUGCCAGCUCCUGUUUCUCAGCAGCCCCGACCUGGCUGAACACAUCAGAGCCACACAUGUGGACGGACAGAGAGGAGGGGUGUUUGUGUGUCUGUGGAAGGGCUGCAAGGUGUACAACACACCGUCCACCAGUCAGAGCUGGCUACAGAGACACAUGCUGACCCACAGCGGUGACAAGCCAUUCAAGUGUGUGGUGGGAGGCUGCAACGCCACGUUCGCCUCUCAGGGGGGGCUGGCCCGCCACGUGCCCACUCACUUCAGCUCACAGAGUUCAUCCAAAAUGUCCAAUCAGGGCAAAGUGAAGGAGGAGUCUCCGUCUAAGGCCGGCCUCAACAAGAGAAGGAAACUGAAGAACAAACACAGACGCUCCCUCCCCCGACCUCAUGACUUCUUUGAUGCUCAGACCAUGGACGCAAUCCGCCAUCGAGCCAUCUGCCUCAACCUGGCAACACAUAUCGAGAGCCUGGGAAACGGACACAGUGUUGUCUUCCACAGCACGGUAAUAGCCAGGAGGAAAGAGGACUCUGGGAAAGUGAAGGUUUUGUUGCACUGGACACCUGAAGACAUACUGCCAGAUGUGUGGGUGAAUGAGAGUGACAGGCUGCAGCAGAAGACCAAGGUGGUUCAUCUGUCCAAGCUGCCCACAGACACGGCUGUACUCCUGGACCCCAACAUCUACAGGAUGUUCUUCUGAACUCCUCCAGAGACACUCCACCGUCACUUCCUGCUUAUCCAAUCCUGAGGAGGAGAUUGUCUCCUUUCCCCCUCAUCUCCUCACCUCUCCUCCUCCCCUCCCUCCCAGAGGAUGCUGGAUUUCUGACUUAUUUGUCAGGACUGUCUGAGGCCUCAAUUGUCUUCUCCAUUAGGUGCUGAGUUUACUGAGAUGUUGCUUGUUUUAGGUAACAUAACUAGACUGAAACUGACAGAAGUGUAACUGUAGACAGACACAUGUAGAGAGAAACUGUCUUUGUACAUACUUGAGAUUUGUAAUAUAUUUUUAUACUUUGAAUUUUUUACUGUAGAAAGAUGUUUUUCUGCUGAACAUUUUAAAUAGAUGUUUUAAAAAACUGAUAAUAUUGGUCAUGUGCAUAUAGCUGGCAUUGCUCUGGUUUGAUCUCAUUAAACUUUUCCAACCGCCA